This is a messenger RNA of Amaranthus tricolor (Joseph's coat), 1012 nucleotides long. RefSeq names its product nucleoside diphosphate kinase 2, chloroplastic. The coding region runs from base 114 to 809 and encodes 231 amino acids. NCBI's taxonomy places the organism in Eukaryota, Viridiplantae, Streptophyta, Magnoliopsida, Caryophyllales, Amaranthaceae. The transcript has 7 exons. The record is from RefSeq and is a predicted model, not a curated record. Gene Ontology annotation, molecular function: nucleoside diphosphate kinase activity. Gene Ontology annotation, biological process: GTP biosynthetic process; UTP biosynthetic process; CTP biosynthetic process.
ACCCCAAAAGUAUAAUUCCACAUCCACGAUCCUCAUCAUUUAUAUCAAAAUUACCAACACCAUUGUUUUGUGAGAAACAACCAAAGUUUAACCAAACCAAAGCAGCUAAAAGAAUGGAAGCUGUGGGAGUAGCAAGUGGAUUAAGCCCCUGCAUUUCACCACCACCACUUCACUGCUCUCUCACCACCCACCUAAGUUCCCUCCAUUUCCACCGCAACAACCACCAUAAUCAGCAUAAAUUAGCUGCAUUUCACUCUCAAUCCCAUCUUUUUUCCUAUUCUCCAACAUCUCCUCUUUCUCCAAACAAACCCACUAAAACCCACAUCUUUCUUCCUCGUUUGGUUGCAGCCAUGGAAAAUGUUGAGGAAACUUACAUUAUGGUUAAACCAGAUGGAGUUCAACGUGGCUUGGUAGGGGAGAUUAUUUCCAAAUUUGAGAAGAAGGGUUUUAAGUUGAUUGGAUUGAAGAUGUACCAAUGCCCUAAAGAUUUAGCUGAGGAACACUACAAAGAUCUCAAGGCGAAGUCAUUCUAUCAGAAGCUGAUUGACUACAUAACAUCUGGUCCCGUUGUUUGUAUGGCUUGGGAGGGAGUCGGAGUGGUUGCAUCAGCACGUAAGCUAAUAGGGUCAACAGAUCCUCUUCAAGCUGAACCUGGAACUAUUAGAGGAGAUCUUGCUGUUCAAACCGGGAGGAAUGUAAUUCAUGGAAGUGAUAGCCCUGAUAAUGGCAAGCGUGAGAUAGCCCUGUGGUUUAAAGAAGGUGAAAUAUGUCAAUGGACGCCUGCUCAAGCACCAUGGCUGAGGGAGUAAAAUUUAGCUCAUCGUUUUGUAUGUUUCUAUUGAUUGAGCACAAUGCGCAGUUUUGAGGCUUUGUUUACCCUGGCUUAACGUUCUUUUAAAUGAUUUAUGUUGAUUCUGUUAGAGAAUUAUGUAUGAUUUUUGUAUUUCACUUGUAUACAAAAAACGCAAGUUUUAAAACCGAGUAUGGAGUCCUCAUACGAGCAUUGACUGAA